GCCUCAGCGGUCAGAUCCAAUUAUUUGUGGUGAUCUUGUCAAGGCUUUAUUUAAACGGUCACUCUGUUCCACAUCCUUCAUUGCUUCGUUUUCUCCAAUCGUCACCUUCAAGUAAUUACAGAUUCCGACCAUUAUCAUGCGUUUCCUCUUCUCCUCACUCGCCCUGGCGCUGUCCGCAUCGGCCGUUCUCAUUGAAAACUGUGGGCCGAAGUUCGGAAACCAGAUUUGCGCCGCUGGCGACUGUUGUAGCCAAUAUGGAUGGUGUGACUCAGAUGCUGCCCAUUGCGAUCCCGCCAAUUGCCUCCAGAAGUUCUCAGGCAAGGGAUCGAGCUGUGCCAAACUCUCAACUACCAGUCCAGUUGCGAAACCCGUUACCACGACCAAGUCAGCAUUUGCCUCCCAAGUCCCGAAUAUCGAUGUGUGUGGUUCCGCCCAAGGUGGAGUAAGCUGCCCCGGCGCCGGCAUCAACAGCUACUUCUACCGAUGCUGCAGCUCGGCCGGACAUUGCGGACCCAAGAACGACAUCCAAGAUCAAGGUCUGUACUGCGGCACAGGCUGUCAAGCCGGGUUCGGCAACUGCAACGUCGGUGUGGCUAAGCCGCCCAAGCCGAGUGGCACCCCUGGAAUCUCUCAGGCCGGCGAGACGUGCGGCCCGAUCGUGAACAAGAAGUGCGCUUCUGGACUCUGUUGCAGUGGAAGCAAUUUCUGUGGUACCGGAACGGAUUUCUGUGGAGCGGCGAAUUGGUGUCAGCCGUCUUGGGGCAAAUGCAGCUAAUUUGUUGCUAGCAAAAGUAUAUCUACCCCU
This is a messenger RNA of Pseudomassariella vexata, 805 nucleotides long. RefSeq lists its product as uncharacterized. The transcript has 6 exons. The coding region runs from base 137 to 775 and encodes 212 amino acids. Gene Ontology annotation, molecular function: chitin binding. NCBI's taxonomy places the organism in Eukaryota, Fungi, Ascomycota, Sordariomycetes, Amphisphaeriales, Pseudomassariaceae. The record is from RefSeq and is a predicted model, not a curated record.